CGGCGAUAGGAGGCCGCGUCGCACAGUGACGCUCUGGCCCGACGCCGACGGUCUCUCUGUGGCUCCUGGAGGACCCGGCGGGCCGCGUAUUGGAGAGCCAAAGGCCAGGCCCCAACUGUGAGGCCUGACUCCUUGCCCAUACCACCCUCCCAUGGCCUGCCGCCCAGGACCAGGGUCUUGCUGAUGGGGUAACACAGCAGAGGGCCAGCAGAUGAAUGGACACCUGGAAGCAGAGGAACAGCAGGAUCAGAGGCCAGACCAGGAGCUGACCUGCAGCUGGGGCCACAGGCCUAGAAGCGCCCUGGACAGGGCCGAGGCCAUGGCCCCCCCACCGCCGCCACCAUUGGCCGCCAGCACCCCGCUCCUGCAUGGCGAGUUCGGCUCCUACCCGGCCCGGGGAUCCCGCUUAGCCCUCACUCUCACACCACAGGCCCUGCACAUACAGCGGCUACGCCCGAAGCCCGAAGCCCGGCCCCGGGGCGGCCUGGUCCCGCUGGCCGAGGUAUCAGGCUGCUGCACCCUGCGGAGCCGCAACCCCUCCGACUCGGCAGCCUACUUCUGCAUCUACACCUACCCGCAGGGCCGGCGCGGGGGCCGCCGCAGAGCCGCCCGCACCUUUCGGGCCGACGGGGCAGCCACCUACGAGGAGAACCGCGCUGAGGCCCAGCGCUGGGCCACUGCCCUCAUGUGUCUGCUCCGUGGACUGCCACUGCCUGGGGACGGGGAAAUAACCCUGGAGCUGCUGCCAAGGCCACCCCGAUUGCUCCUAUUGGUCAAUCCCUACGGGGGGCGGGGUCUGGCCUGGCAGUGGUGUAAGAACCACGUGCUGCCCAUGAUCUCUGAAGCCGGGCUGUCCUUCAACCUCAUCCAGACAGAACGGCAGAACCACGCCCGGGAGCUGGUUCAGGGGCUGAGCCUGAGUGAGUGGGACGGCAUUGUCACAGUCUCGGGAGACGGGCUGCUCUUCGAGGUGCUGAACGGACUCCUAGACCGCCCUGACUGGGAAGAAGCUGUGAAGACACCCGUGGGCAUCCUCCCUUGUGGCUCAGGCAACGCCCUGGCUGGAGCUGUGAACCAGCACGGGGGGUUUGAACCUGCCCUGGGUGUCGACCUGCUGCUCAACUGCUCGCUGCUCCUCUGCCGGGGGGGCAGCCGCCCGCUGGACCUGCUCUCUGUGACGCUGGCCUCGGGCUCCCGCUGUUUCUCCUUCCUGUCUGUGGCCUGGGGCUUCGUGUCAGACGUGGACAUCCAGAGCGAGCGCUUCAGGGCCCUGGGCAGUGCCCGCUUCACACUGGGCACGGUGCUGGGCCUUGCCACCCUGCACACCUACCGCGGACGCCUCUCCUACCUCCCUGCCGCUGUGGAACCUGCCUCCCCCACCCCUGCCCACGGCCUGCCCCGUGCCAAGUCCGAACUGACCCUGGCCCCGGCCCCGGCCCCGGCCCCACCUGUGACACACUCACCCCUGCAUCGCUCAGUGUCUGAUCUGCCUCUGCCCCUGCCCCAGCCUGCCCUGACCUCCCCUGGCUCACCUGAGCCCCUGCCCAUCCUGUCCCUCAAUGGGGGGGGCCCAGAGUUGGUCGGGGACUGGGGUGGGGCUGGGGAUGCCCCACUGUCCCCAGACCCCCUGCUGCCCUCACCACCUAGCUCCCCUAAGGCUCUACUGUCACCCAUCACCGAGGGGGUCCCAGAAAUGCCAGCCUCCUCUGGGCUCCCACCUCCCACCCCUGAUGCCCUGGGAGACAUCGCUACCGGGGGCCCACCUGACCACCUGCUCCCACCUCUGGGCGCCCCACUGCCCCCGGGGUGGGUGACGCUGGAGGGGGACUUUGUGCUUAUGUUGGCCAUCUCACCCAGCCACCUGGGGGCUGACCUGGUGGCAGCUCCCCAUGCGCGCUUUGACGACGGCCUGGUGCACCUCUGCUGGGUGCGCGGUGGCAUCUCGCGGGCGGCGCUGCUGCGCCUUUUUCUGGCCAUGGAGCGAGGCAGCCACUUCAGCCUGGGCUGCCCGCAGCUGGGCUACGCCGCGGCCCGUGCCUUUCGCCUCGAGCCUCUCACGCCUCGCGGCGUGCUCACUGUGGACGGAGAGCAAGUGGAGUAUGGGCCACUGCAGGCGCAGGUGCAUCCAGGCCUCGGCACCCUGCUCACUGGGCCUCCGGGCCGCCCGGGCCAGGAGCCUUGACCCUAAGGAAGCUUGCUGUCCGCCGGGGGCGGGGCCAGCAUUCCGAGGAGGCGGGCGGGGCCUAGGGGCGUGGCCUGGCUGCUAGAGUUAGGGAGAAGGCCCCACACGCAGGGACCCCUGCCCCGUCUCAGGAUUGCGCCGGCCCCCAGGGGACCAGAGGUAAUGUGGGAAGGAGUGUGGCCCGAACUCCAGGGGGUCGGGGUCAUCAUGGUCACCGACAAACGGGCUGGCCCCAAGGGUAGUGCCUGACUAAUGAGGGCGGAGCUCGGUCCAGACCCUCGCUUCCGGCUCGUGGGAGGCCAGGUCCGCUGAGGGCGGAGACUGUCUUACGCGUUGUCCAAUGACGGGACCUGGCAUGUACCGGCCGGGGAGGCCUUAGUUAAUUGGCCAGUCAGGGCCCGGUCUCGCCCUACCCACUCCGGUGCCUCCACUUAACUGGCCAAUCAGCCCAGGAGGGGCAGGUUCCCCGGGGCCGACGCUCGGAUUUGCACUAAUGUUCCUCCCACCCCCCCCGCCGGUGGGGACGAGGAAACUCAUUUCUCCCGUCUUCUGUCUCUUGUGCGUCCCCUGACCCCAAUCUUCAAAGCAAUUGAAAAGGUCUAUGCAAUAAAGGCAGUCGCUUCAUUCCUCUCA
Molecule: messenger RNA, 2815 nt
Organism: Neomonachus schauinslandi (Hawaiian monk seal)
Lineage: Eukaryota; Metazoa; Chordata; Mammalia; Carnivora; Phocidae
Gene: SPHK2
Product: sphingosine kinase 2
Biological process (GO): sphingosine biosynthetic process; sphinganine-1-phosphate biosynthetic process; positive regulation of apoptotic process
Cellular component (GO): membrane; intracellular membrane-bounded organelle; cytoplasm
Source: RefSeq, a predicted model, not a curated record